This is a messenger RNA of Magallana angulata, 1631 nucleotides long. RefSeq lists its product as uncharacterized. NCBI's taxonomy places the organism in Eukaryota, Metazoa, Mollusca, Bivalvia, Ostreida, Ostreidae. The record is from RefSeq and is a predicted model, not a curated record. The transcript is spliced from 7 exons. The coding region runs from base 85 to 1293 and encodes 402 amino acids.
CAUGCAUGAAUUGCAAAUAGAAAAUUUCCUAUAAAUUGAAUUGAAACCUAAUUUCUUAUUUAGCUGAAGAAGGCACGUGAGGCCAUGUCUGGUGUGCACGUGACGAUUUUGUGCUUCGUGGUGGGUACAAGACUACUCCUCAUAAACGGUUUUUACUAUGGUAAAUCCAUGGACAUCACAGUACCUGCUGCUAAAGCACAGUGUGAGUCUUUGGGAAUGAGGUUGGCAAUGUUCCACACUCAGGCGGACUGGGAGGCAGCAAAGUCGUUCCUAAAUGCCUACCAUACACUUUUUGGAAAAGACAAAAACGUAUGGAUAGGCAUAGAGAGAGACGUUAGUCAGCCCACGAUGGUGUAUAAAUGGAUGGAUGGCACUACACUCUCCUGGGGAUCAUUUUACAAUUCACCCUGGAAAGACAGUUCUACCCCAGUUGAUGAUGUCACCAAAGCGUGUGUUAAAAUGGAGUGGGGAGCAGGGUUAUUGUGGAAGCAUCACGAUUGUAGUAGUACAGAGGACUUCUUGUGCGAAGGUUUUUACCUGAAUCCCAAUGUAAUUGGUGACUGGAGUACUGGAAAGUCUACAUGUGAAGGAAUGGGGAUGCAAUUAGCGUCUUUAAAAUCCUCUGCUUUAAACGCCGCUGCAAUCACAUACAUCACUGUUCAACAAUCUUUCGGGAGCACAGGAGACGUCUGGUUCGGAUUAUCUCUGUCUGGUGAUUACGUACACGAGGAUGGGACAGUGGUAACCUCCGGCUCGUAUGCCUCUUCCUGGUACAAUGAUCCUUGGGGGUCCUCAGAACCAAGCAGAGGCAGCUCGGAACUUUGCGUUCGACUUCGGAACCGAGGAUUUGCGGAUUUUGAUUGGGCAGACUACGGUUGUGGCAGUCAAUUUAACUAUCUAUGCAAAGAUACCUUUGCACCUGUGACAACAACUACAACCACAACUACAACCACAACUACCACCACAACACCUGUUCCAACCACCACCACAAUCCCAGAGACUACCACUAAACCGUGGUGGUUUGUGGAGUACAGCGAAGACGGAAAGGCCAUCGGACAGAAUGGCAAGACUUUUGACAAAUCAAAUCCACCGGCAAGGUUUGGAGUUAUCGGUCUUCUUAUCGGGUUCUCUACCUUUGGGUUUGUAACCGUUGUGAUCUGUAUGCUGUGGUUCUGUUGCAUCAGAAGCAAAGAUGACUAUCGCAACGUAGAGGAGGAGGAGGAAGAAGAACCCAAAAAGAAGGCCUUUAGUGCCAUUACUGAUAAACCUCACGGAAUACAGUAUAUUGCUUAAUAGUUUAAGUAAAUGUGAUGAUAUCCAUGAAUUAAGCAACAAUUCUGUAUAAACCUAUUUGCUGUUUUUCUCUUCUGUAGACGUUGUUUUCAAGAAUUUACAAUGGUUAAGAAAUGAGUUUAGGUUGAUGCAUGAGGUCCAUGCUAAAAUUUUUAUGAAUACUUUUUAUUGAUUAGAUUUUGACUUGAUUGGAGUGAUGUAGUUGAAAUGAUUUCUUGUCGUCCUUUGUACAAUGUCAUUGAUUUAAAAAAUGUGACUAAAAAUACAUGUCCACAGAACAAGUAUUGACAAAAUGUGUUUUAAGAUUGAUAAAAAAUAAACGAAAUUGUAAAUAUUAA